Gloeophyllum trabeum ATCC 11539 is the source of this 1335-nucleotide messenger RNA. RefSeq names its product ARM repeat-containing protein. Gene Ontology annotation, molecular function: translation initiation factor activity; ribosome binding. The record is from RefSeq and is a predicted model, not a curated record. The transcript is spliced from 5 exons. The coding region runs from base 41 to 784 and encodes 247 amino acids. Lineage: Eukaryota; Fungi; Basidiomycota; Agaricomycetes; Gloeophyllales; Gloeophyllaceae. Gene Ontology annotation, cellular component: eukaryotic translation initiation factor 3 complex; cytoplasm. Gene Ontology annotation, biological process: regulation of translational initiation.
GCCGGCCUUGUACUCGUGCUUGCCCUCGUCGCAACACAACAUGUCUUCAGAAUCAGCAACAUCGGCGUGGGUGACGCCGCCAACAAGGCCAGAGCUCAUCGAGAGCCUCGUCUCGGGCGUCGACCGCUACAACCCGUCCAACGUCAGCAUCCUCGAGGACUACCUCUACCACCAAAUCCGCAGCCAGGAAUACGACUGCCUCGCCAACCUCGCCAUCCUGAAACUAUACCAAUUCAACCCGGACCUGUACAACCCCGACGUCGUCAUCAACAUCCUCAUCAAAGCCCUCACCGCGUCCCCCUUCCCCGACUUCAACCUCUGCAUCUCCCUCCUCGACGACCGCCCCCAGACCGCCCACCUCGACGAGCCCGACCCCCUCCCCCAGCUCCUCCCCACGCUCACCACCCUCCACAGCCUCCUCCACCAAUGCCGCUUCCCCGCCUUCUGGACGCUCUACCACUCCGACGACCUCCAGCCCCUCAGGGAUAACUACACCGUCGAGGUCGUCGGCUUCGAGGACUCCGUGCGGGAGGUCGCCGUCAGGGCCGUCCGCUCCGCCUUUACUCGUAUCACAAGCAAGCGCGUCGCAAGCUAUCUCAAUCUUCCAGAAGGACCCGAGCUCGAGAGCUACGUCUCCAAGCUCGGCUGGACACUCGACUCUGCGUCCGGCGUCAUAUCGAUACCGCUCAACGCGGACAACAAGAUAGAGUCUACCGUCGUCCAAGAAAACAUCCAGCUUCCCCAGCUUGCAAAGAUUAUCAGUCAUACUGCCGCCACUGUAUAAUCACUGUCUGCUUGUGUUAUAUCCUGUGCUUCUAUGUAACCAUGCCAUUCUUCGGUGUCUUCGUGACGUAGGAUGUGAGAAGAAGAAACGAAAUGCCAUUACAAGUCGCCAGCUCUGCUGCCGAAGACAUCAUCAUCGAGGGUAUUGUUUUAUCCCUCCUUUACUCUGUCGUGGACCAGAACGCCGCCCCCGUGCCCCACACAGCCAUCACAAUCCCUAUACCCAGUAACGCCCCAUCGAACAACCCACACCUCCCUUGCAACGCAAUCUUCGCGGAAACCGGGCCAAUCACACACAACAGGAACGCCGAAAACGACCCGAGGAAUGCCAUCACCGAGCUGAACUGCGGCACCAGGAUCGACACGGUGACCGAGAGCAAGGUAAAGCAGACGCGCUCCAUCACCAUGAACGCGCGCCGGAGGAGCGCGUGCCGGGUGCUUUCUGACCGUGCGCUGCCUGAACUGGUGCUCGCCUUCAGCCCGUGGUCCUCCGGCGAGCUCGGGGGGAGCGUCGUUUCCAACCCGAGCAUGAUCUCGAGCGUAACGUUGAGC